Sinocyclocheilus grahami is the source of this 3425-nucleotide messenger RNA. Its product is annotated as formin-binding protein 1-like. Gene Ontology annotation, biological process: signal transduction. Bases 242 to 2101 code for a protein of 619 amino acids. The record is from RefSeq and is a predicted model, not a curated record. Gene Ontology annotation, molecular function: protein binding. NCBI's taxonomy places the organism in Eukaryota, Metazoa, Chordata, Actinopteri, Cypriniformes, Cyprinidae. The transcript has 16 exons.
GAUCUCGCGCUGCGUGCUGCUCUGCUCUGCGCGUGGGCGUCUAGCUCUGUCUGAGGCGCGUGAAUGCACGAGUACAUAGGCAUUAUCUUCAUUUCCAGUUUCAUCGGCAAUUUACAGAAUGCGGAGGUGAAAACGGACGGUCUCGCCGAUCGAGGCACACAUCCUUGACGGUAUAUGCUGGUAUUACACCAGUUAGUAUAAUUUUUCUUAUCCGAAAGCUGUUCCUGGGCGAGAAUCACGCAUGCAUUCGAACAGAGGAUUAUCGCGGAGGAACUGCCUCGAGACCAUGAGCUGCAGUUGGGGGACGGAGCUGUGGGAUCAGUUUGAUAAUUUAGAGAAACACACUCAGUGGGGCAUUGAGUUUUUGGAGCGCUACACCAAGUUUGUGAAGGAACGGUCUGAAAUUGAACUGAGCUAUGCUAAACAGAUCAGGAAUCUGUCCAAGAAGUAUCAGCUCAAGAAGAACUCUAAAGAGGAGGAGGAAUUCAAAACCAGCUUGCCGUCAGGCCCGCCGGCCGCCGCCGACUCUGCGCUCUUGGACAUGGCGCUACCUCCAGAGUUCUCAGCUCCUAUCCUCACCCCAGAAUCCGCUCCAGAAAGUUCUCCUUCGUAUCCGCUGGUCCCGUCCUGCUCUCCAUCGUCCCCUGGGUCUCCUUCGUCUCCUGAUUCCCCCGAGUUACAUUUCCAUGAUGGCCGCAGAGCGCAACAACACAUUGAGAAUUCCUGGAAGCAGCUGGAAUCGAGUAAGAGAAGAUUUGAGCGAGACUGUAAGGAAGCGGAUCGCGCUCAGCAUUACUUUGACAAGAUGGACGCCGACAUAAACGUGACUAAAGCAGAUGUGGAAAAGCGGUGUUCUCUCAAGGCGAAACAGCAAGCUCAGAUGAGGCAUCAGAUAGCAGAGGACAGUAAAAAUGAGUACUUGACCUACCUGCAGAAGUUCAACAAGGACCAACAUGAGCACUACUACACGCUUAUACCACAUAUCUUUCAGAGGAUACAGGAGAUGGAGGAGAGGCGGGUGGGCAGGGUGAGGGAGAGCAUGCGGGUGUACACCGAGGUCGAACAUAAAGUAUUGCCCAUCGUCAGCAAGUGUCUGGAUGGCAUGACCAAGGCAGCUGAAUCCAUCGAGCCUAAAAUGCUAACGGGGCGGAUGUGCUUGUUGUUUGUCUCAUCUGCUAAAUCCCCAUCCAGCGCUCAUGUGGCCAUCGCCAUCCUGUCCAAAUAUGGCAGAUGGGGAGUCAUUUCCACCGCAGCACUAAUUGACUCAUACGAGCUGGAAUUUCUGAACAUUUUCUGUGCCCUUGACAUUUUGUCUCUGCUCAUCUUCUCUCUUCCUGUCUUCCUCCAUUCCAUUUCUCAAUGUGCUCCAUCACACCUUCAUCCCCCCACAUCCCCGUCCCCGGACGGCCUCCCCAACGGCCCCCAGUCCCCACAGCAGCCCAAGGAGCCCCUCAGCCAGCGCCUCAACGGCUUCAUGGGCACCAAACACAAAAUGCACUGCCUGCGGAGCCUGAAACGUGGGCUUUCUCUAAAGCUGGGAACAGGCCAGGAGGACUAUAGUCAUCUGCCCCCUGAGCAGAGGAGGAAGAAACUACAAGCCAAGCUCAAUGACAUAAACAAGGACAUCCAGAAAGAGAUGGAUCAGAGGGAUGCCCUGACUAAAAUGAAAGAUGUUUACAUUAAGAAUCCUCACUUGGGGGAUCCAGACAGUGUAGAUCCACGGUUAGAAGAAAUAACACAAAGCUUGGAAAAAUUGCAGCUUGAGGCACAUAAAUUUGAGGGCUGGUUGACGGAGGUGGAGAGGAAGUUACUUGAAAAGGGAUCCGAGUCUCAGAGAAGACAGAGCAGUCAUUUUGACUCGCAGGGCAACACGCCUCUUACAAACAACUACGGUCAAAACCGAGAGAGGUACUUCAGUCCCUGUCAGAACGAAGGUACCAUAUCCAUGGCCGAGAGUGAGAUGUUGUACGUAAUCGAGGAGGAUAAGGGUGACGGUUGGACCCGUGUCCGCAAAAACGAGGAUGAGGAAGGAUACGUGCCCACAUCCUACAUCAAACUCUUUUUGGACAUGAAUGCCAAAGGUGCUAUGACAUACAUAUAAUCCCACAUCACUGAACACCCGGAACGCUGUUUAACUGUACAUACAGUAGAACAUCAUGAAAGCGUUCUCAUUGAGCAGCGCACUUCCUGUUUUUACAAGUUCAAGAUGCCAUGUGUCAUUUCUCUGUUUUGGUCCUUAUUUACGUUUUUAAUUAUUGCUCCCUUAGACCUUAUCAGUGUUAAACAAGUUCUGCAUCCUUAAGGGUACAGUUAAUUAGGCAAUAAAGACAGCUGCUGUGUAAUUUUGAUAUAUCUGAUGGAAAUGGCUGCUUUACCAACAUAUCAUGUUCAUAUUUAGCAUUAUAGCUUGGCAUUAUGGUGGUUUUCUGCUAUAACCAAGAUAUGUAGAUACUCAUGCUCAUAUUUUUAAUGAUCUACAAGCAAUCAGAUACUUUUAGAUUAAGAAUGAAAUGAUUAGAAAAUGUCAAAUAUUCUGAAACCUUCUGGCAAUAAAAAGUAAUUACUUACUAGUAUUUUGACCUUAAAGCUACAGAAUAAGCAGCAAUCCUGCAUUUGAACUAUAGUCAAAAUGUGUUUUUAAUUAUAAUAAUUUUUUAAGACGUCGAAAUGUCUGACUUGAGAGAAUCUUUUGCUUUUGAGAGAUGGAAUAGAAUAUUUUCUCAGGUACGUUUACUUUGGUGUACAUCCUUGUACCUCAGAAAAUCCUGAAUAAACAGGAUUUUGUUUUCUUUCCCCACAUUCAAUUUCAGUGCAUAUCAUUAAAUGUGAAGCGCUUAAGUAAUUAAUGCAUGCGUCUUUGAGACUUCUGCUAGCUUUGCAUUUAGUGCUGUAAAAAAAAAAGAUCAACUUUAGAAGUAAAAAAAUAUACUCAUGAACCCAUAGUUAACGCGAUGCCUUUUAAGUGUAGUGAGCGUUGAAGCAAUAAUUCAAAAGAUGCAUGUUAUUCAUACACUGACCAGCAUGGAAAACUAACAGUUAACGUGAAGUUAAAUAAAAAUUUUCCAGGUGGUCGUCGCAGUGUGUAUUAGAAAUGCUUACAGCAGGAAUACCGCUCUAUGUGCAUGCUAUAAAACCAGACAGGCUAUUUAUUGCUGCUUAUCAGAUUCAUCAUUUGUCCAUAGCUUUAUCAGCAGCUGUUAAAUAUGCUUGAUAGUGUCGCAAGCUAAAUAUAUGAAGAAUUUUGUAUGGUUUUAUACUGUCCCUGUCUUUAAUUCACACUUCAUAGUGGGGCUGCGCUCUGACAUUGAGCUUCCGUGGUUUACUGAACGUUUUUAACCCAUUGCUGUCUGUGAAUCAACGAUUGUACAGGAGUUCUUGUGCAACAUCUCUAACAUGUCUUGUGUGAUUUUUUGUUUCUUUUUUGC